AUGGGAAUCUGUAAACUAUCGGAGCUGAUCCGGGAGAGAGCCCGGGAGGCAGUGACCGACAAGAGCAUCCACUCGUAUGAGGGGAGAGUGAUGGCGCUCGAUGCUGCUGUGGUGAUGAAUCAGUUCCGCACGGCCCGUCCUGACAAGCGAUACCUGCGCCAUCUCAGCCAGGUGAUGGGGUUAUUCUAUCGGACGGCCAGCCUCCUGGAGAAAGGGAUCAAGCCGGUGUUUGUGUUCGAUGGACCAGCUCCCCGGAUGAAAUCCCGAGUGCUCAGAAAAAGGCGAGGAUGGACAGACGUCACAAAUAAUUCUGACCCCUCAAAGAAAGUGCAUUGUGGGUCCGUGCCAACUCCAAACAGAGACCAGUCAGGAACUGGGGACACUGACUCUCCGGAACAUUCCACUCCAAAAGACCCAAGGGGGGAUGAGCAGCCGGAGGGAAUAACUCCGACCGGGAACGCAGGUGACUCCAGGCCGGCGUAUAUUGCUCGGAACAGUCGGAGGGAUUGUCAGCGGCUCCUCACCCUGCUGGGGGUGCCCUACAUCGAGGCUCCGAGUGAAGCGGAGGCGACCUGUGCAGUGUUGGUGAAGUCAGGGAAGGUGCACUGUACGGCCACCGAGGAUAUGGACGCUCUGCCCUUCGGCUGUACCCGUCUCGUCCGUAAUGUCAGCGCCAGGAGGGACGCGCGAGUUGAGGAGAUCUCUCUCCCGGAAAUCUUGAAAGCGCUCCGUCUGACUCAGGAGCAGUUUGUUGAUCUGUGUAUCCUGAUGGGCUGCGAUUACUGCGAUAAGAUCAAGGGGAUUGGGAUGAAGAGAGCGUUACCACUAAUUCAAAACCACAAGACCAUCGAGGAGAUUAUCCACAACAUUGACAGUUUGAAAUACCGCCUUCCCGAGGGCUGGCCUUACCAACAGGCCCGGCAGCUGUUCCUGCAGCCCAAGGUCAUCGACCCCGAGGAGGUCACACUCGAGUGGGCCAACCUGGACGAAGAAGGCCUGGUCCAGCUACUGGUGCACGAGAAACAUGCCAAGGAGAAGCGAGUGCGGAAUCGGAUCCAGACUCUCCGGGAAGCGUUACGUGCCGUUGAACGCAGGAGUAAGAUGUUCACCGCUGAGAGGCAGACUCGUGUCGAUGAGUUCUACUCCAAAAUCAAGAACUUCUAUUACAAGAAACAGGGAGCUGAGUCGUAUUUCCGAAUGACCCUGAAGAGGCGGAUUACUGUGAGGAGAAACCUGUCGCGUGUCCCUCUCCGACGUUGUGCCCGGCCCCGAGUCCGCCCGGAUAAAGGGGCACGACCCAGUGCCCCCCUCGACCCUGACCCCCUCCCCCAUGGGCACACUGACCCCCUCCCCCUCCCACAGGGGCACACUGACCCCCUCCCCCAGGGGUACACUGUCCCCCUCCCCCUCCCACAGGGGUACACUGUCCCCCUCCCCCAGGAGCACACUGACCCCCUCCCCCAGGGGCACACUGUCCCCCUCCCCCAGGGGCACACUGACCCCCUCCCCCAGGGGUAUACUGUCCCCCUCUCCCUCCCACAGGGGCACAAUGACCCCCUCCCCCAGGGGCACACUGACACCCUCCCCCAAGGGUACACUGACCCCCUCCCCCUCACCCAGGAGUACACUGACCCCCUCCCUCUCAACCCUGGCCCCCCCCUCCUCCUCCUCCCCCAGGGGUACCCUGACCCCCUCCCCUUUCCCCUCCCCCAGGGGCACACUGACCCCUUCUCUCUCGACCCUGACCCCCUCCCCCUCCCCCAGGGGUAUACUGUCCCCCUCCCCCUCCCCCUCCCCCAGGGGUACACUGACCCCCUCCCCCUUCCCUUGGGGUCCCAGUAUCCCACGGUCACCGACGUCCUGCCUGUGGAGCAAUGGAACAUUCCGGAAGCUCCCCGGGUCGCUUGGUGGUGAUCUCCAUGUGUUUCUGCUCCCACCCCAUUCCCCCCCCCCCACAAACAACCCUCCCCGACUCCUGCACCCACUCCCCAUAACCCCACCCCCUCCUCCUGCUGCCAUUGGACGGGCUUGCCCUCUGUGCCCCAUGGGGAGUGAGCUGAUUGGCCAAGGUCAGCCAUUCCCCCAUUGGGCUGUGGGCGUUGGGUCAGCCAACGGGAGUGAUGCUGCAGGCGCUGCUGUACCUGGUCGAAUAGCCCAGCCUCCCACCCCCCAUCCCCCCCUCCCCUGGUGAGGGACCCCGUGGGUGAGCUGACCCAGACGACAAUGUAAGGCAUCACCUCGGGGUGGUGCCAUGGCGGUGAGACCUCCGUCUGACUGGGAGUCACUCAUCGCAGGAACCGACCAAUGACCAGGCUCCGGCCACAGCUACGAUGCCCACCACAGCUGAGCGGUCAGUCACUAAUCGGGGGGUCAGUAUGAAGAAUGGCCACCAGGAGGCGAAAUGGCGGCGUGGUGUUAUCAGGAAAGUAUUAACCCAGGGAGCCCCGGAACGUAAACCCGGGCCGUCAACAUCUGGAACUGAGGGACUGAUGGUGACCGUGACACCGUGGCUGAUCGUUGGGAACGUCCAUCCAGGUCACGAAUGGACUUCAGGGAAGGAGACUGGCCUACACGUGACUCCAGGCCGACAGCGAUAGGGUCGAUGUUUAAUGACCCCCUGGGUAGUAAAUGCUGGCCCGGCCUGUGGCGCCCUCAUCCUGUGACUGAGUAAAACCACACUGGGCCCAUGACCUGAGGGGGAGGGGGUGGAGGUGGGGGCAGUAGGAUGGGGUGGGGGGCAAGUGGAAGGGGGGAGUCUGUGUUUUGUUCAGUUCUUGGUGACCUCACUGUUCCUCAGAGAUUCCUGUCCUGUAUUUCCUUCACCCCACCCCUCCAUUCCCCCUCCAUCCCCAUCCCCCAUGCUGUCCCUGUCCUGGGAGUUUGAUGGGGGACAGUGUAGAGGGAGCUUUACUCUGUAUCUAACCCUGUGCUGUCCCUGUCCUGGGAGUGUUUGAUGGGGGACAGUGUAGAGGGAGCUUUACUCUGUAUCUAACCCCGUGCUGUCCCUGUCCUGGGAGUGUUUGAUGGGGGACAGUGUAGAGGGAGCUUUACUCUGUAUCUAACCCCGUGCU
Messenger RNA from Hemiscyllium ocellatum (epaulette shark), 3071 nucleotides. Its product is annotated as probable flap endonuclease 1 homolog. Gene Ontology annotation, cellular component: nucleus. Bases 1 to 1914 code for a protein of 637 amino acids. NCBI's taxonomy places the organism in Eukaryota, Metazoa, Chordata, Chondrichthyes, Orectolobiformes, Hemiscylliidae. Gene Ontology annotation, molecular function: magnesium ion binding; 5'-flap endonuclease activity; DNA binding. The transcript has 13 exons. The record is from RefSeq and is a predicted model, not a curated record.